Nicotiana tabacum (common tobacco) is the source of this 2023-nucleotide messenger RNA. The record is from RefSeq and is a predicted model, not a curated record. NCBI's taxonomy places the organism in Eukaryota, Viridiplantae, Streptophyta, Magnoliopsida, Solanales, Solanaceae.
UUCUCUUCAGUUCCCACCUCUACGGUUGCUUUCUCUUUAGAAUUCAUAUUGAUAAUAAUUUCUUCAAAUUUCAAGUUAUAUUACUUAGUUUUUAUUCUUUUUUUCUAAUAUUGUAUGAUUUGUUGGCAAUUUGGAGGACUUCUUUGGUGUAUGAUUUUUUCCUUUACAUAUCAAAAGGUAUGGUUUUCAGGAGUUAAAAUUUGUUUAAUUUUUUAUUCCAUAACUCAUAAUGAUUUAAUAAUAUUUAGGUAAUUUUAAAAUAAAAUUAUAUUCACUGAAUCUCAGUCGAAUUCUCUUCUCACGUGGCUGAGAUGCUCAGAUUUUUAACCUAUAUUUUGACGCUUUUUCUUCUUACAGGCGAAAUUAAGGUUUCGUAUCUCCUUUCCUUAUUCACGUAAUAAUAACGUAUGCUUUAUUGCAAUUCAUGCUUCACUAUUAGCUUUGAAUUUUGAGUCAGAUCAGAGAUUGUAACUUUUGGUGUAUUUGUUUUAGGUUCAAUUUUGAUUCAGACCAAAGUGUUUAGUGUUUGUUUGUGAGAGAAGAACUCAGCAACAGUCAUCAAAAAUUAUACUUUUUCUUUUGUGUUUUUGAGGUUGAAUUUGAUUCAGAUUAAUAAGACAUUUUGAGGGAAUUGGGGAAAUUUGUUGUUUGUUUAUGUGGAAGAACUCAGCAGCAGUCAUCAAAGAUUGUAUUUUUGCGUGUUUUUUAGGUUGAAUUUUGAUUUAAAUUAAUAAGUAUUUUGGUAGGUUUUAAGGGAAUAAAUUUGUUGUUUGUUUGUGUGGAUGAACUCAACAAGAGCAAUCAAAGAUUGUAUUUUGGUGUUUUUUGAGGUUGAAUUUUGAUUCAGAUCAAAGAGUACUUUUGUGAAUUUUGGGGGAAUUGGAAAGUUGUUGGUUGUGUUUUUGUGGGGAAGAAUUCAUCAACAGUCAUGUUCUAUGGUGCGGUGGUGUGGGAUCCGUGGCUAAUUGUUGCCCAAAUUGUGUGUCUUCAAUCCCUAUACUAUUUGACACUAGGGAUAUUCUUGGCAAUUCUUGUUGGGACUCGUGUUUCUCGAAUGAGUCUUGUCUAUUUCUUUGAUUACGCCGCUGUAACUGCUUCAACUGUAACUGGAUGGUGCGUCAUUGCUUCCUUUCUUCUCAGUUCACUUGCAGGAGUUGGCAUUUUAUUUUAUUUGAUUGAGAGGGCAAAGAAGUGCCUAGAUUUUUCUGCAACACUGUACAUCGUCCAUCUUUUUAUAUGCAUUGUCUAUGGCGGUUGGCCUUCCUCAAUAACAUGGUGGAUUGUGAAUGUUACUGGGCUUGCGGUGAUGGCAUUGUUAGGUGAAUAUUUGUGCAUAAACCGUGAAUUACGAGAAAUUCCCAUUACAAGAUACCGAUCAAAGCUCAUGAUUUCAAGUUGAACUAGCCUCCUCCUUCAGAUCCUGGUACAAUUUGAUUUCAAGCACCAUUGUUGAUCAACUCCUAUGACUAUCCAGAUGGUUCAUGACCGGGUGAUUCUAUCUUCAGGCUUAAUUUUGUCAUUUCACGACUGAUCUGAUCUGAUCCCCCCGGACCCCAACCCACCCAAAGAAAAACCUUUUGCUUUCCAAACUUUUCAUCUCAAUUGAGGGCUGUCCAGACCUGUAAAAGGAAUAUCAGUCCUUAAAGAAGGAAUAUCUCACUAUUUUAUUAGUGUUUCCUAUGGUGAGUGUCUUCGCCUAUGAUGUUAUAGCAGUGAGUCUCCAGAACAGUAAGAACAUGGACUACUCUCUGUUGUUCUGCUGCUUCUGAUUUGCUCUUGUUAUCUCUUAGGCUUGUGCAUUCUCCGCCACUUGAAAUCCUCUUCCUUAUACUUUGGCACCUCUUCUUUACUUCUCCGUUUCCCCUUAUUCCUUUUAUUUUCUUUGAAGAUUGUUAGUACUUUAGUUGGAUGCUUCAGUUGUAGGGGUUGUAUUACUGUGCCCGUGAUUAUGAACAGAUCAAAUCCUUUUAGAAUCUUGAUGGCUGUGUAGUUCUGCCAGUAUAACUAAUUUGAAAUUCGUCAU